AUGUCUGUCUCCAAGUUGAACAUCCUGGUGGACACAGGAAGUAGUAACUUUGCUGUGGGGGCCGCUGCUCAUCCCUUCCUGCGCAGAUACUACCAUCGUUCACUCUCCGGGUCGUACCGCGAUCAGGGCAGGAGUGUGUAUGUUCCCUACACGCAGGGUCGCUGGGAGGGGGAGCUGGGAACGGACCUGGUCUCCGUCCCCCACGGCCCCAACGCCACGCUGCGCGCCAACAUCGCUGCCAUCACCCAGUCAGAUCGCUUCUUCAUCAACGGAUCCAACUGGGAGGGAAUCCUGGGACUGGCCUACGCCGACAUAGCCCGGCCUGACGAGACAUUGGUGCCUUUCUUCGACUCUCUAGUUCGGCAGACUCGUGUUCCCAACCUCUUCUCUCUGCAGUUGUGUGGAGCAGGCUUUUCCCAAAACGACUCCCUGGGUAGCGCUACUGUUGGUGGCAGCAUGAUCAUCGGAGUAGUGGACCCGUCCCUGUACGUGGGAGAGCUUUGGUACACUCCCAUCCGCAGGGAGUGGUACUAUGAGGUCAUCAUCGUGCGCAUUGAGGUGAACGGACAGGAUCUGAACAUGGACUGUAAAGAGUACAACUAUGAUAAGAGCAUCGUGGACAGCGGCACCACUAACCUUCGACUGCCUAGAAAAGUCUUCAAGGCUGCAGUCAAGGCUAUUGAAGCAGCUUCUUCGACCGAGCAGUUUCCCUCUGGGUUCUGGCUGGGGGAGCAGCUGGUUUGUUGGCAGGCUGGUACUACACCCUGGCACAUCUUCCCCGUCAUCUCCCUCUACCUGAUGAGUGAAAACCACAACCAGUCCUUCAGAAUCUCCAUCCUGCCGCAGCAAUACCUGCGGCCAGUGGAGGACGUGGCUUCCGCCGAGGAGGACUGUUACAAGUUUGCUGUGUCCCAGUCCAGCACUGGUACGGUGAUGGGGGCUGUCAUCAUGGAAGGCUUCUAUGUGGUGUUCGACCGAGAAAAUAAACGUAUCGGCUUUGCAGUCAGCACCUGCCAUGUGCAUGAUGAGUUUCGCACAGCCUCUGUGGAGGGCCCGUUCCACGGCGUCGACCUCAAGGACUGCGGCUACAACAUCCCUCAGACGGACGAGUCCACUCUCAUGACCAUCGCCUACAUCAUGGCGGGCAUCUGCGCUCUCUUCAUGCUGCCGCUGUGUCUCAUGGUGUGCCAGUGGCGCUUCGCCCGCUGCAUCUACCCACACGGGGACUUUGCUGACGACAUAUCGCUCCUGAAGUAAAGGGCGAGAAGAAAGGCGACAAACUGAGUCGUGCAGACCUACACUUGAAACGCAGGCAAGGGUGGAUUGUGGGGUAAAAGAUGAGCGUUGUUGUUACAGAAUGCUGGUGCUGUUGAAACAGAACUUUGAAGAGGUUUUCAGGAAUCUAAUAUGUAAAGUGUAGAAAAAGGCUGACAUACAGUGAUUGCACAGUGAACAGAUCAAUUGAGGAUAACUAGAGCCAUUACUAACUGGUGGAAAAAGUUGGUGUCGUCAGCAUUAACUUUGCCUGUUUAAGCUACCUAUGCAGAAGGGUGGGUAAAAGAAAUAAAAAAAAUCCUGGUAAAAAUCUUUGUUUUAGUGUUUUAAAAAAAGACCACAGAGAUGGAUAGGAUUUGUAAUUUUGAUGUCUCUUAACAUUUGAAGAGCUCAAAACUCGGUGGGUUUAGGUAAAAUAAGGACAAAACAGAUAAUUUAACAAACAUUGCUUAGUGAAGAAACACAUCCUGGAUAUGAAUACAAGAUUGGAAUCUAGACUUGUUUUGUUAUGGUAUGAUUUGAAAAUGUGAGUGUAUGGUUAUAUGUGUGUGUAUAGAUCUGCUAUUUGUGGCUUAUGAGUGACUGAAAGUUGAUGCGUGAGCAUGCCUGUAUGUGUGCACGGCUGCACUAAAGGGUAUACACAAAGAUUUAUUCAAAUGAAGAUGAUACUGAAAAUUAAAAUACUACUGCGUAUGAAUAGCUUCUAUAAAAUCACACUAUUUUGCAAUUGCCAGCAAAUAAUUUUGCACUGCAAACUAAGUAAGCAUAAAGAAGUUCAGUGGAUGAAAUCAGAUUGCAACAGCAUUUAUUUCAUAAUAUCAGUUUUGCUUGGUGUGAAUCUGAGACUACUGACAAAAUAAGAUGUCACGUUUUCCUCCUAUAUUGAUAGUUUAAAUGUAUCUAUUGUAAAUAAAAUGUAUUGCAUUCCAGAUCUGUUAUUCAUGCAAACACACAGACACACACACAGUAUACACAUUGCUUAUAUUGCUGCUGCACCAUCAGAUGAUUUGCACAUGUAACAGCACAUUAUCUUAACAGAGCGAAACUUUGAAAGGGCUUCUUUCACAGACACAGAAACAACCUAACUCACAUCUUUCAAUGGGGACCAUAUAUACUUUGACAAGGAAACCAGCCAAAAGUAUGUUAAACACUUAAAACAUUAAGUAUGUGUACAAGGGACUGUGUGUAUUGUCUCUCAGCAAGCUGUACAUUGAUAAACUGUAUAUUUAUCUGUCAGGCGCUGGCAUCACUGUGGAAUCAAUAAAGUACUUAUUGUAACUGUAA
Notothenia coriiceps (black rockcod) is the source of this 2559-nucleotide messenger RNA. It is a transcript of the gene bace1, whose product is annotated as beta-secretase 1. Gene Ontology annotation, molecular function: aspartic-type endopeptidase activity. The transcript has 9 exons. NCBI's taxonomy places the organism in Eukaryota, Metazoa, Chordata, Actinopteri, Perciformes, Nototheniidae. Gene Ontology annotation, biological process: amyloid-beta metabolic process; membrane protein ectodomain proteolysis. The record is from RefSeq and is a predicted model, not a curated record. The coding region runs from base 1 to 1257 and encodes 418 amino acids. Gene Ontology annotation, cellular component: trans-Golgi network; plasma membrane; endosome.